Punica granatum (pomegranate) is the source of this 2332-nucleotide messenger RNA. NCBI's taxonomy places the organism in Eukaryota, Viridiplantae, Streptophyta, Magnoliopsida, Myrtales, Lythraceae. The record is from RefSeq and is a predicted model, not a curated record.
GCUUGAAUUGAAAGCUCCGAAAAGAGGGAAGAGUGUGAAAAAACAGAGAACUUCCUCCCACCAUGCUUUCAGAGGAAAUAUCUGAGGCAUGACUGAGCUUCUGAAGCCCAUUCUCCGGGACGGAACUUCGACUCCGCUCCGGCUCCGGCAGAUGCUUCCGUUCAGCUUCCUCUCCUCCUCCUUUCCCAAACCUUCGUCCGUCUUCGUUCACCCGUCUCAUUCCCCGAAAGAGGCCCUCUCCCAAAGCUUCCCCCGUCUCUCCAACAAGAAGCUAUCUUCAGCUUCGACGGCCGCACAGUCCCACGGUUCAUCGAGUAGCACCAGUUCGCUGCGAAGCGUAGAGGGGGUUUCGUUCGACCCAAAGGCUGUGAGCCAAAAUCAUGGCCUUCCCGCCAUUUGGCUCCAGUCCUGUUCCUGCGCCAAGGACGUUCAGCAGGUGCACGCGCUUGUGUUGAAGUCCCUGGGCAGCGUGGACACGUAUACUAACAACAACCUGGUGACUGGGUACUAUAGGUUCGGUCGUUUGGGUGAUGCCAGGAAGGUGUUCGACGAAAUGCAGGAUCGAAAUGUUGUGUCUUGGACGGCCAUGAUUAAUGGGUACAUUUGGUUCGGGCUCGAAGAUGAGGCCUUGCGACUGUUCCUCAACUCCUUCGGUUGUGGGGUCCGUGCAAACUGCAAGACUUACGUUUGUGUUCUAAACAUCUGCAGCAAGAGGACGGAGUUCGAGCUUGGGAGACAGAUCCAUGCUUCAGUCAUGAAAACCGACUCAAGGAACCUGAUUGUUGAUAGUGCCCUCGUCCACUUCUAUGCCAAGUGCGGUGAGCUCGAGAGCUCAUUUUGCAUGUUUGACCAGAUGAUCGACCGUGAUGUGGUCACGUGGACUACAAUGAUAAGCGCCUGCGCUCAGCAUGGGCACAAGAGGCAGGCCCUCUUGAUGUUCUUGGAGAUGCUGCGUGAUGGGUUGUUGCCGAAUGAGUAUACUGUUUGCAGCAUUCUGAACGUUAGCGGGGAGUUGAAAGCCCUUGAGUUUGGGAGGCAGUUGCAUGGAGCAAUCGUCAAAAAGAUGGUCAAAUACGAUGUUUUCGUGGGGACGUCUCUUGUGGAUAUGUAUGCCAAGUGCGGAGAGAUAAUCGAAUCGAGAAAAGUGUUCGUGCGAAUGAGGAACCGUAAUACCGUCACAUGGACUUCUCUAAUAGCAGGGUAUGCUCGGAAGGGACUCGGGGAAGAGGCCAUAGCCCUUGUCCGGGAGAUGAAGAGGAAGAACAUAUUCGCAAAUAACAUGACCAUCGUGAGCAUUUUGCUUGCAUGCGGUUCGCUAAGAAAUAUGCAUUUGGGAAGGGAAAUUCAUGCGCAGAUAGUGAGGAAAUUCAUGCAGACAAAUAUCCACAUCAGCAGCACUCUCGUGUGGUUGUACUGUAAAUGCGGGAAGUACUCCUAUGCCUCCAAUGUGCUACAGAAGAUGCCCUUCAGGGAUGUCGUCUCAUGGACCUCGCUGAUAUCGGGCUGUGCCGAUCUAGGGCAGGAAGCAGAAGCUCUAGAGCUGUUGAAGAGAAUGUUGGAAGAAGGGGUAGAGCCCAACUCGUUUACUUACUCUUCGGCCCUGAAGGCGUGUGCCAAGUUGGAGGCAGGCUCCAUCGGGAGACUAAUUCACUCCUCUGCGAAUAAGAAACCUGCCAUGUCUAAUGUGUUUGUGGGCAGUGCCCUGAUCCACAUGUACUCGAAGUGCGGUUUUCUGUCAGAGGCAAUCAGGGUUUUCGAUGGCAUGCCUGAGAGGAACUUAGUCACGUGGAAAUCAAUGAUAAUGGGAUAUGCGAGGAAUGGGCAGUGCCAAGAGGCUUUAAAGCUUCUCUACCGAAUGAGAGCGGAAGGGAUUGAGGUGGAUGAUUACGUGCUUGCUGCAGUUCUAACAGAAUGCGGAGGAGUUCAGCUGGACAUGGAGCCUUCAGCAGAGCACUGCUUGCAGUCCACGAGAUGUUGAGAGGUUGGUGCUCAAGUUGAAUCUCUGUAUCUGUGGGGGAUUUGAGACAUACAUACGGCCAUACCUGUAAAGGGGGAGACGAUGUCAAGAGAACCAUCAGAAGAAAGGGUUGUGGCGCGGCAUAUACAGCAUAAUCUCGUUCUCGGGCUGUUUUUUGUUAAUCUCCACAGUGCAAGAGCCAUGGGCAGUUCCGUUGAAUUUUAAACGGAUGACAUAUAACAUCAUUGAUAUCGAGUGGACAACUGUGUAAGAGGUGAAGAUGUUAAGAGUAGCUGACCAAAUUUGUAUUGAUAAUCAAAUACUCUCUCUGUAUAUAAAUUUUUGGUAACAUAUUCGUGAGUGUAUAAUUGUGUA